AUGAAAAUCACUUCGGUAGCUCUCCUCUCUUUGGGUUUGACGGCAGCCUCUGCCAUGGCAGCAGCAAUUAAGCCGGAAGAAACAAGCGUUGAUGCCAAAGUCAAUGCUGUUGAAGACAAGGCUCAAUCUCCAUCGGUCACCAAGGAUGAUGCCAAGGAUGAUGCCAAUGAUGACGCUGAUCCUGAUCAGUACCAUCCACCUUACUAUCCACCUUACUACCCACCUUAUCAUCCACCUUAUCAUCCACCUUAUCAUCCACCCUACCACCCACCUUACCAUCCUCCUCAUCACCCACCUUACCAUCACCCACCACAGGAAGGCGAUGAUAACAAUCAAUGA
Lichtheimia ornata is the source of this 339-nucleotide messenger RNA. RefSeq lists its product as uncharacterized. Bases 1 to 339 code for a protein of 112 amino acids. The transcript is spliced from 2 exons. The record is from RefSeq and is a predicted model, not a curated record. NCBI's taxonomy places the organism in Eukaryota, Fungi, Mucoromycota, Mucoromycetes, Mucorales, Lichtheimiaceae.